Esox lucius (northern pike) is the source of this 1318-nucleotide messenger RNA. RefSeq names its product growth arrest and DNA-damage-inducible, alpha, b (gene gadd45ab). Gene Ontology annotation, biological process: regulation of cell cycle. The coding region runs from base 119 to 598 and encodes 159 amino acids. The transcript has 4 exons. NCBI's taxonomy places the organism in Eukaryota, Metazoa, Chordata, Actinopteri, Esociformes, Esocidae. The record is from RefSeq and is a predicted model, not a curated record. Gene Ontology annotation, cellular component: nucleus; cytoplasm.
AGAACCGGGAGAGGAAGAGUCAGAUACGUGUAGCCAAAGACCAGGCGUGCCGGUGUGGAAGCAGAUGUGACUAGAGACAAGCCGUGGACGUUCUUAUUUUAACGUGGAUAUUUUUCCAAUGUGCAAUAUGACUUUUGAGGAAGCCAGUGGAGAAAACUCUACAGAAAGGAUGGAUUCAGUGGCUACAGCAUUGGAGAAGGUGCUCAGUUCUGCUUUGCCUCAGGGUUGCAUCACUGUCGGAGUAUACGAGGCAGCCAAGUCGCUCAAUGUGGACCCGGACAAUGUGGUGCUGUGCCUCCUGGCUGCUGAUGAGGAGCAGGUUGAGGACGUGGCUCUGCAGAUCCACUUCACCCUGAUUCAGGCCUUCUGCUGUGAGAACGACAUCAACAUCCUGCGGGUCAACAACACAAGGCGCCUCGCGGAGAUACUCGGGGGAGGGAAGCCAGGAGGAGAGCCCAUGGACCUGCACUGUGUACUGGUCACUAACCCCCAGGCAACCCCCUGGAAGGACCCUGCCCUGAGCAAAGUCAGUCGCUUCUGUAGAGACAGUAGAAUCCUGGAUCAGUGGGUCCCCUUCAUCAACCUGCCAGACCGAUGACCAGGCAGCGUGGACUGUAGCCAUGUCAUACACUUUUUACAGAAACACAGCACACUGCACCAGAUCUGUGGAAGAAUGCCUCUCACGACACAAACCUGAUUCAACAGAAGGACAGAGACUGAGGGCUGAAUGAGGACGAGAAGAGUGCCUAGUCCAACAAAACCCGCUUGAUCGUUGUGGAUUUUACACAGAGUCUUUCAGUUGAGGAAGAGUGACUCAGCACACUGUGUUCCGUGACUGCCAAGGUCACAAUGCUGUGACUGUAAGGCCAAGGUGCCGGUUGUAUGAGUGUGCCCUGGUGCAGCUGGGAAGAAAGUCAUUGCAGGAGGCUGAAUCAUGUGACUAGAGCAGGAACACGUGGUCGGCAGAGCAGAGAACAGCGGCAGAGGUCUGGUCUUUCCUGGAGGCUCUGAGGACUGAGUCCUAAGGACCGGACUAUAUUGAACUGGACUUAAACGUACUACUUCAUUAAACUGGGCCAGAGUAGUCUGGACUAUUGUGGGACUAAUGGUUGGACAAUACUUUAAAGGAAGUCGACCAACCUCUUAUGUGGAUAUUGUCAAAUCUGUAAUUUAUGUGAUCCUGAAUAUUGGAAAAUCUGAAUGAAAGUGUUGUUUAGGUCAUUGUUGACUUGAACAACUGUUGUUUUCAGAAAAACUCAUAUGUUUUAGUUAAUUUAAUAAAUUUAAUUUGUUGCAAUGUUUGUCAACAGUUGCUGUU